AUGGAAUCGGCCGAACGGAACAGCCGAGGUCGAUCGGCUGAGUUGGACGGAAGGCGGAUCAACGCUGUAUCGCCGAUGCAUCUCGGCGAGUCUAAAAUGUUGCAGAGCCUUUGGAAAGAGCACCAACAACAGCAACAAGAACAACAACAACAACAGCAGCAGCAACAACAACAACAACAACAACUGCAACAAGCCUCUUCCACAACGAGUUCCACUGAGAAUCGAGGACACAUAAAAGGUGAUGAUGGAGAUCGGAAACUACAAAUGAUGCUUGAAAAAUAUCAGAGCCAAGUAAAACUGCAACAACAGCGAGCUCCAUCUUCCUCACAAACGAAAACACAAUCCAGGAAUAAUAUUAACAAGAUCGAAAAUCAUGGUGUAGCAUCUGUAUCCGUGGCUCCGUCACCAGGACGAUCACAUCCAAUGAGUCAUUCACAACCGUGCCUCAUCGCGAUUUCCGACAAACCACCAGAUUACUCCGCCAGUCAUGUGCACCAAUCUGUGAGCCAAUUUCCGAAUCGAGUCUCUUCCGGAUUUGGAUCAUGCGAACAACAUGAAGGACAAUCGAAUAGUAAUGGUAUUCAGCGAGUUCCAAACAAUCAAAAGUUGAUACAGUCGCUACGCGAGGAGAAUCUGCAUUUGAAGAGGGAAAUAGAGGCAAGCAAAAAGAAACUCGUUAAACUGCAACAGAUGGAAGCAGCCUACGAACGAAUAGAGAAGGACUACGAGAACCUUCUCAGGGAGAAGGAACGGCAAGAAGGUGUGGAAAAGUCAGCUCUAGUUCAAAUGGAAAUGCACUUAAAAAGAGUUAUUUCUGAGAAGGAGGCACUUCAAGAUCGUCUCGAACAAUUUUCGUUACCUAAUGCACAAGCUAUGGAGAAAGUGAAUCAGCUCAACAUGGUAUUAGCUGAGAUCAUACCACAAAACAAGGAGUUGGCAGCGGUCAAGGAACGACAACGUCUGGAAUUAGAGGCUCAGAAUGCUACUUUGGAAGAGCAACGAACUCAUAUAUCAAUGCUUGAAAAAGCUUUGAGUAAUGCUCAGGAAAGGCUGGCAAAGCGUGAAAAGGUAUGCGAUGAACUAACAUUAGCUGCUGAACGAGCUAAUCAUCUUCAACGUCUGCUCCAUGAGACCCUUCUGGAUAAGCAAGCACGUGACGAGACACAUGCUCAAGAACGAACUCAAUGGGAAAUGGACAUGACACAACUGAAGAUGCAACUGAAUAAAGAUUUUUCUCAGAAUGGUAGCUUGAAAAGGAUUAGUCGACUAACAAGCGAUUCCGGUGACGAAACAAUAAAUAGGCUGAAAAAGACCAUGUAUGCUAAAGACGAACGAAUUACACAGCUGGAACGAACCAUUGUCGAACUACAGAGGAGGUUACAUGAGGAAACGGAACGGAAGAACUGCGCAUUAGGAGCUCUCAAUGAUAACUUCGAGUCGAAGAUGAAGCAGUUUGAAGACGAAAAAGUGAAGGACCGUCGUAUCACGCUACUGAGCGAUGAUCGAGGAAAACUUGGAGAAAUUCUGGAUGUUUCUUCCAAGGAACGCGAUGACGAUGCUGCCCUUGGUAUGCAUAAAAUGGAGGAAAUUCGACAGAAAAUCCAGGAAAGAAAGAGGAAAGGACGAAUGUGUGCUGCUGGCGGGUUGAUCGGAAUGGGAGUUGAUCAUUCUCGAUCGUCGUCAGGUUCACUUCUACCCCCAGGAUCUCAUAUAAGAACCUCUUCCGGUCCUUUCGAACAAACAAUCCUGGAUUCGGCAGCAUUACUGUCGGAAAUUUCAAAUCCUUAUGCUAGUCGUCCCUCGGUCUCAUCAGGUUAUCACAAUCUCUUUCAAUCCGAAAAACGAGAGGGUACCGACGGUGACAACGUAUGGAAUGUGUGA
This is a messenger RNA of Necator americanus (New World hookworm), 1881 nucleotides long. RefSeq lists its product as uncharacterized. The transcript is spliced from 14 exons. The coding region runs from base 1 to 1881 and encodes 626 amino acids. Gene Ontology annotation, cellular component: bicellular tight junction; cytoplasmic vesicle; plasma membrane. Gene Ontology annotation, biological process: actin cytoskeleton organization; regulation of cell migration. The record is from RefSeq and is a predicted model, not a curated record. Lineage: Eukaryota; Metazoa; Nematoda; Chromadorea; Rhabditida; Ancylostomatidae.